Ascoidea rubescens DSM 1968 is the source of this 1056-nucleotide messenger RNA. RefSeq names its product mitogen-activated protein kinase. The record is from RefSeq and is a predicted model, not a curated record. Lineage: Eukaryota; Fungi; Ascomycota; Saccharomycetes; Ascoideales; Ascoideaceae. Gene Ontology annotation, molecular function: ATP binding; MAP kinase activity. Gene Ontology annotation, biological process: protein phosphorylation; intracellular signal transduction. The coding region runs from base 1 to 1056 and encodes 351 amino acids. Gene Ontology annotation, cellular component: cytoplasm; nucleus. The transcript has a single exon.
AUGGGAGAACCUAGGCAAAUUUCAUUCAAUGUCUCGGAUCAUUAUAAGAUUAUAGAGAUAGUAGGCGAAGGAGCGUAUGGGAUAGUUUGUUCAGCUAUUCACAAGCCAUCAGGACAAAAAGUUGCAAUUAAGAAGAUAAUACCAUUUGAGAGAACGAUGUUUUGUUUAAGAACAUUACGAGAAUUGAAGUUAUUAAAGCAUUUUAACCACGAAAACAUUAUCAGUAUAUUGGAUAUCCAAAAGCCAGCUAGCUAUGAGCAGUUCAACGAAGUGUAUCUUAUCCAAGAGCUAAUGGAGACGGAUUUGCACCGAGUUAUCAAGACACAAAAGUUGAGUGAUGAUCACUGCCAGUAUUUCAUUUACCAGACAUUGAGAGCAUUGAAGGCGUUACACAGUGCGAAUGUAUUGCAUCGAGAUUUGAAGCCAUCGAAUUUGCUAUUGAAUGCCAACUGCGAUUUAAAGAUCUGUGAUUUUGGAUUGGCCAGAUCCGUGGCGUCGUCAGAGGAUAAUUAUGGGUACAUGACAGAGUAUGUUGCGACCAGAUGGUAUCGAGCACCAGAGAUCAUGUUGACGUUUCAGGAAUACACCACAGCUAUUGAUGUUUGGUCAGUGGGAUGUAUAUUGGCAGAGAUGAUCAGUAGCAAGCCAUUGUUUCCUGGACGAGACUACCACAACCAGUUGUAUUUGAUUAUGGAUGUGUUGGGGACGCCCUCGAUGGAAGAUAUUCGGGAUAUCAAGUCGAGAAGAGCAAGAGAGUAUAUUAGAUCGUUACCAUUGAAGAGGAAGGUUGCAUUGAAUGAGAAGUUUCCCAAUUCGAAUCCGUUGGCGUUGGAUUUGUUGGAGAAGUUGUUGACGUUUAAUCCAGUGAAGCGAAUCAAGGUGGAAGAAGCGUUGACACACGAGUACUUGAAGUUGUAUCAUGAUCCGAACGACGAGCCGGUUGCAAAUCCUAUACCUCGCAAUUUUUUUGACUUUGACAAGUAUAAGGACAAGUUGUCGAUCGAGCAGUUAAAGAAGUUGUUGUAUGGUGAGAUCAUGGCGCCCUUACCAUAUUAA